CCAGGCGGCGGGCGCCUGCGCAGUGGCUCCGAGCACGGGCGGUUGCUUGUUGGUUGUUGUAGUAACCGGGGAAGCUGCCGUGAGCCCGGCUGCGGAAGAAGAAGGGAGGUAGGAGCCGAGCGCGGUCCCCGCCUGCCCGACCCCGAGCCAUGGGAAAAUGAGACAGGAAUCUGUGCCACCCAAAUUGUCUGAUCCAGUGAAUCUGCCAGAAAAGGUCUGUGAGGCCCCCAGUCUGCUGACUGCAUGACAAACUCUAAAGGAAAUGCCUAUCGUGAUGGCCCGGGACCUGGAGGAAACAGCAUCAUCCUCAGAGGAUGAAGAGGUGGUAAGCCAAGAGGAUCAUCCAUGUAUCAUGUGGACCGGAGGCUGCAGGAGAAUUCCAGUUUUGGUAUUCCAUGCUGAGGCUAUUCUGACAAAGGACAACAACAUUCGAGGAAUUGGAGAACGUUAUCAUUUGUCUUAUAAGAUUGUGCGAACAGACAGUCGCCUGGUACGCAGUAUUCUGACAGCCCAUGGAUUUCAUGAAGUUCACCCCAGCAGCACAGACUAUAACCUGAUGUGGACAGGAUCCCACCUGAAGCCCUUCUUACUUCGCACCCUCUCUGAAGCACAAAAGGUUAAUCACUUUCCCAGGUCUUAUGAACUAACCCGGAAGGACCGACUGUACAAAAACGUCAUUCGGAUGCAGCACACUCAUGGAUUCAAGGCUUUCCACAUCCUCCCUCAGACCUUCCUCUUGCCAGCUGAGUAUGCGGAAUUCUGUAAUUCAUAUUCAAAGGACCGGGGACCUUGGAUAGUUAAACCAGUGGCCUCUUCUAGGGGGCGUGGCGUCUACUUGAUCAACAAUCCAAACCAGAUUUCCCUGGAAGAGAAUAUCCUGGUCUCCCGUUAUAUUAACAACCCCCUGCUCAUAGAUGACUUCAAGUUUGACGUGCGCCUCUAUGUGCUCGUGACUUCCUAUGAUCCUCUUGUCAUCUAUCUCUAUGAAGAAGGAUUGGCUAGGUUUGCCACCGUGCGAUAUGACCAAGGAGCAAAGAAUAUUCGGAAUCAGUUCAUGCACCUGACAAACUACAGUGUGAAUAAGAAGAGUGGAGACUAUGUGAGUUGUGAUGAUCCAGAUGUAGAAGAUUAUGGAAACAAAUGGAGCAUGAGUGCUAUGCUCAGGUACUUGAAACAAGAAGGCAGAGAUACAACUGCAUUGAUGGCCCAUGUGGAAGACCUCAUCAUUAAGACUAUAAUAUCUGCUGAACUAGCUAUUGCUACAGCCUGUAAAACCUUUGUUCCUUAUCGCAGCAGUUGUUUUGAACUGUAUGGCUUCGAUGUGCUCAUAGAUUCCACUCUGAAGCCAUGGUUGUUGGAAGUUAAUCUCUCUCCUUCUUUGGCCUGUGAUGCACCUCUGGACCUGAAGAUUAAAGCCAGUAUGAUUUCAGAUAUGUUCACUGUUGUAGGAUUUGUGUGCCAAGAUCCUGCCCAGCGGGCAACAACCCGGCCAAUUUAUCCCACCUUUGAGUCUUCCAGGCGAAAUCCUUUCCAGAAACCUCAGCGUCCAGUAUCUGCACAGUUUCAGUCAUCAAACACCAAGCAGCGUUCCCGUCCACUCUCUGCCAGUGAUGCAGAAAUGAAAAACCUUGUGAGCUCAAGCCGGGAGAAAAUGCUGGGGAAGUUAGGUGGUUCUGUGCUUGGGCUGUCUAUGGAGGAGAUCAAAGUCUUACGGAGGGUAAAGGAAGAAAAUGAUCGGAGAGGUGGAUUUAUUCGCAUAUUUCCUACAUCUGAGACAUGGGAAUUAUAUGGGUCCUACCUCGAACACAAGACCUCUAUGAAUUAUAUGCUAGCAACAAGGCUCUUCCAGGACAGGGGAAACCCAAGAAGAAGCUUAUUGGCCGGAAGAACACGAACGAUUACUGAUGGAGCACCAGAACUGAAGGUAGAGAGCAUGAAUUCAAAGGCCACACUACAUGCUGCUCUUUAUGAGAGGAAGCUCCUGUCUCUGGAGGUGCGAAAACGUAGACGACGGAGUGGCAGAAUGAGGGCAAUAAGGCCAAAAUACCCAGUGAUUACCCAACCAGCUGAAAUGAAUGUUAAAACUGAGUCAGAGAGUGAAGAGGAGGAAGAGGUUACAUUAGACAAUGAAGAUGAAGAACAAGAAGCUUCCCAAGAGGAGUCUUCAAGUUCUCUUGAAGAAAAUCAAGACAAACACAUACCUUCCUCAUUGACUGUUAUGAUAGAAAAUUCACCUAAAGAAAAUUCUUUGCAAGUUCCUGAGUGGGAGGAUAAAACUGAACAAUGCUGCAAAAUUGAGACUCAGGAGCCAGAAUCUAAGUUUAAUCUGAUGCAGAUUCUGCAAAAUAAUGGAAAUCUAAGCAGAGUGCAGGCCCGAUUAGCAUUCUCUGCCUAUCUCCAGCAUGUGCAAGUUCGCCUGACAAAAGACAAUGGAGGUCAGACGCUCAGUGCCAGUUGGGCUGCCAAAGAGGAUGAACAGAUGGAGCUGGUAGUUCGUUUUCUCAAGCGAGCAUCAAGUAACCUCCAGCAUUCACUGAGGAUGAUACUACCCAGUCGACGAUUAGCACUUCUGGAACGCAGAAGAAUCCUUGCUCACCAACUAGGUGACUUUAUCCUUGUGUACAACAAGGAAACAGAACAAAUGGCUGAAAAAAAAUCAAAGAAGAAAUUUGAAGAAGAGGAGGAGGAUGGAGUGAAUGCAGAAAACUUUCAAGACUUCAUCACACAAGCCAGUGAGGCCGAACUGGAAGAGGUGUUAACUUUUUAUACCCAAAAAAACAAAUCUGCGAGUGUCUUCCUGGGGACUCACUCUAAAAGUUCUAAGAACCGAAAUAGCUAUUCUGAUAGCGGGGCAAAAGGUGAUCACCCUGAGACAACACAAGAAGUGAAAAUAAAGCAGCCCAAACAGCAACAGGUCACAGAAAUUCACUCUGAUAAAUUAUCUCGAUUUACCACUUCAGCAGGAAAAGAGGCUAAAUUAGUCUAUACCAAUUGUUCCUCUGCUUCUUUCUCUGGUCCUGCUCCUACUCUUCUGCAGAGACUUCCCAGCACCCAUUUGUCAUCUAUGAAAACCUCUGCCCUCUCACCAGGGCCUGUCCACUUUUCUUUGUCUCAGAUUCCUUCAGCUAUCCUCAGCAUGCCUCACCAGCCAACAGUUUUACUGAACCCAGUCCCUGACAGUGCUUCUUUCUCCAUACAUCCUGGGACACAGAACCUACCAAGCCCCGCUGGCCUGCCACGCUGUCGAUCAGGCAGUUACACCUUUGGCCCCUUUUCCUCUUUCCAAAGUGCUGCUCAAAUCUAUAGCCAGAAACUGUCUCGUUCCUCUUCAGCAAAGGCAGCAGGUUUAUGCCAUCCUCACAAGCAUCAUUCAGGAGUAGCAAAAACACAAAAAGAAGGAGACGAUAGUUUAUACAACAAACGGUACAACCAAACUCUGGUUACGGCUGAACUCCAGAGGCUCGCUGAGAAACAGGCAGCAAGGCAGUAUUCUCCCGCCAGCCAUAUCAGUCUCCUCUCCCAACAGGUAGCAAACCUGAAUUUGGCAAGUGCUGUCUUAAACAGAAGCAGUGCUUCAACUCCCCCCACCCUCCGACCUCUCAUCAGUCCUAGCGGUCCAACGUGGUCGAUGCAGUCAGACUCUCUCGCUCUUGAGAACUCUUCGAGCCCCAUUGGAAGCAGGAGCCUCCAAACAGGUGGCCUUGCCUGGGAAGGAGAAGUAGAGAACAACGCCUAUAGCAAGGCUACAGGGGUGGCCCCCCAGCACAAAUACCACCCCACAGCAGGCAGUUUCCAACUCCAUUUUGCCCUCCAGCAACUUGAACAACAGAAACUUCAGUCCCGGCAGCUUCUGGACCAAAGUCGAGCUCGGCACCAGGCAAUCUUUGGCAACCAAACAUUCCCUAGCUCCAAUUUAUGGACAAUGAAUAAUGGUGCGGGCUGCAGAAUUUCAAGUGCCACGGCUGGUGGCCAGAAGCCAACCACUCUGCCACAAAAAGUGGUGCCACCUCCAAGUUCUUCCUCCUCCCUGCUCCCCAAACCCCCAUCCAAUCACAAACAAAUGCUCAGAAAGGCAACAUCCCAGAGAGCUUCCAAAGGGUCCUCGACGGAAGGGCAGCUGAAUGGACUCCAUAGCAGCCUUAAUCCUGCAGCCUUCAUGCCCACCACCAGCUCCACAGGACCUUUGGAAGCUCCCAAAGUCAUUUUCGCCAGAUCCAAACGCUUACCCCCACGAUCUGGAACCCUUGCUGCAAUUAUAGGACAGAGAAAAGCAAAGUAGGUGAAGGCAAGGCCAAUUUAAGGUAAUAGUAAGAAUAAGAGCAUUUUUUUUUAUUAUUACCACUUUCUGACUUUAUGCCAUAGCAAGACAGCUAGGGACAGUGAAGAUGAUGGACAUAGUUCAAUGCUUGGCAUUUGUGAGGCCCUGGAUUAGAUCCACUAUAUACAAUACCAUAAACACAAACACACACACACACACACACACACACACACACACACACACACACACGGCACACCAGUGAAGUUGGGAUUUCUUAAAACGAACUCAGAAAAAUGCUCCAAAAUCUGAAUAAAUUGAGCUACAAAUAGUUUGCUUUUAUAAUAGUCUACCAGUAGGUGGAGCUGUGGCAGUAAGAAAUUUUUCUAUGAAAGGCUUUUGUUUAAAAAUGUGGGCUCUUUGAGACAAUUUAAAGAAACUAUAGCGAUAAUUUAGUUUUCACAGGUAAAGUGUAGCAAUAUAUGAGAAAAUGUGAUAUUUUGAAGAUCAUAUUAUAAUAGUCUUAAAGAGAAUUAUAAUAUUAUCAAAAAGGCUCUUUGUCAAGGGUUAGUUUGUGAACUAGACUUACAAGUAAUAGGAAGUGGAGAAGAAACAACAAUGUAUUAUUUUAAUUUAAUUAAUUAAUAACACUUUGCUGAGUUGUAUAAAAUAAGCAUGCACUGUAACUGGCAACAAAACAAGUCAUAAACUUCAUCCCACACACAUUUUUUUUUAAUCCCAUACAUUAAAGGAACUGUCCAAACUUGAUCUUAUGAAGCUGCAUCUAUACUCACUAAAUGCUUCCCUGAGUAUUGUGUCCCCAACUGUGGCUUUCAAAAUUUUCCAGAAUUCUGUAAAACCUUGGGACUGUGAUGAUUCUUUAAUGGCCCACCUGCUAUGAGUUUAAUAUUCUUCUUACCUCUCGGGGAAUAUUUAUAAACUAUUUGAGAAGCAUUAUUCAUUAAAAUACCCCCCAGGAGAGCAAAGGAGAAAGGAAAAUUAUUUACCCGCCACAGGAUUCAUUUACCUUGGAUCAGAAAACUUCAAAUAUCUUUCUCCUGCCCAUCUAAAAUCUUUCCAGGGUGAAAUGAGAAGAGACAGGAGUAUCAAAUCCAUGGAUUGGUUAUCCACCAAAAUGUACCCCAAAACGCUGAAAAUAACUAGAGUUCUUUGGUAACAUUUAGCCAAUGGCCCCUUAGUGUUGAUACUAAGCAGCCUGUCCAGAAAAGAACUCAUAAAAUACAGAAAACUAAAGUGAGAAGGUCAGAGUGAAUGUGACAUCAAGCUCCAAACCAAACUGACGCCUGCCAAGAAGUACUUGUGUCCAUCCAUUUCCAGGACUGUGAGCUUUGGGCCGGCCACUGCUGCGGUAUCGGUAUCGCUUUCCUUAGUAUCCCUUACAGCCCACCCUGAGCAUUACAUGGCAGUAUAUAUCAUCAGCAGAGAAGCCUGCCUCUUAACUUGCCAACCCUUUGCAAACACAGCCCCCUGAGCCUGAGAUGUCCAUAUACUGGGAUGGCUGAGGCUGUGAGACAUGGCACAGAAUACAGAGCAGGCCUGAGUCUCAGAAGUCGAUCUCCCAGAGCCAGGCCCAGCAGCCUGGCAUCAGCAGAUGACGCUGGGCUGCCUACCUCUUGUUGAGCUGGGAAAUAAUGUAUGAGACAAGACCUCAAAGGUCACAGCUCCUUACCAGAGGCUUUUUUUUUUUUUUAGUUGUGAAUGAGUUGUAGAGGGUAAAGAUCCCUUCAACUACAAUCACAAAUAAGCAUCAUCAAGGUUCUGACAGUCCUAGAACGUUUUCAUAGAUGGCUUUCAUGAAGCAGUGAACUUCCUUGACAGCCUUACCAUGUGCUCACGUACCUUGUUACAUAUACUGAGAAGCCAUUAGUUGUCCUUAACAAAGGACAGAGAGAAGGGUCUGUUAGUCCCCUGUAUGCUACCCCAGGUAAGUGUCAAGUUUACAGGCAUUGCUGUUUGCUUAGAUUCUAUGUUUGUUAACUGUGUUUACUUGUUUUCUGUACUCUUGGUGAUCUGGCAUUUGGGGAGCUUAUAGUCCUGCAAAGAGGCUGUUGUUCCCUUUCCCUCCCCCCAGUAAUAGUUCAUUCCUGAAGAUAUUAACAACUUGUCCAUAAGCAUACCUUUUAUAACAGACCAACCAGCUCCAGGCUUAUGCUCCCAGCUACCCUCUUUAUCUAACUCUCCCACGCCAAACUAAAGCCUCCCCUGCCCUGAUCAUUCCAAGGCCAGAUUCCAUUCAACUAGAGUACUUCAGAGUCCCAGAGUUCACAGGAAUUAUUCAGACAAGCCAGUCCCAACCUGUUUAUUUGCCAUGCCUUCUUUUUGUUCAGAAAACCCCAGUGAAGGCUCUGGCCAAGACUGUGUCUUUGUAGGCUCCCAUCUCCCCCUUCCUGAUGGACGCCAGUGGUUUCCCUAUGACAAACCCCCUAACCUCCAAUUUUGAGACCUAUGAACAUAAUCCGUUUCUUCCUUCUAAGCCUUCUCCUCCUCUGGCCACAUUGCCUUUACCGUCCAAUAUGACAUCCUUCAAACAAACAUCCUCAGGAAGGUAUCUUUAAUUUGUAGCACCAGAGGCCAGCAAAAGUAUGAAUCAGGUUUUUAUCACCCAGUUCUAAGCAACUGUCUCAGCACUCAUCGUAUGCUUUAUUACACACAUGGUGUGUUCAGUGUAACUGCCAGCUCAAUCUGGCUG
Perognathus longimembris pacificus (Pacific pocket mouse) is the source of this 6965-nucleotide messenger RNA. RefSeq names its product tubulin tyrosine ligase like 5 (gene Ttll5). NCBI's taxonomy places the organism in Eukaryota, Metazoa, Chordata, Mammalia, Rodentia, Heteromyidae. Gene Ontology annotation, cellular component: cilium. The record is from RefSeq and is a predicted model, not a curated record. The transcript has 34 exons. Gene Ontology annotation, biological process: microtubule cytoskeleton organization; protein polyglutamylation. Gene Ontology annotation, molecular function: tubulin-glutamic acid ligase activity; tubulin binding. Bases 263 to 4279 code for a protein of 1338 amino acids.